AUGGAUUUAAGAAAGGACCAAUCGCCACGUGGGAAGGCUCACCAGACACCUGAUCCUCAUUCAGAGAUAGGACACAUUCCUGAAGUCAUUGGAACCAGGUGUUUGCGAAACCGGGAACAACUCAGGAAAAGAAAAGCUGAAGCGCAGGAAAAAGAAACCUUCCACUGGCUGUUUGGGGAACACAAAAGAAGUAAGCGGCAGAGAAUGGAAAAAGGAAAUGAAAGUGGAAGAAGGAGGCAACAAGCCACCAAGCUGAAAGUGGAGCCUCGACCACGAAAAGGAAAGAAAACGGUGGAGGAAGUGUGGGAACGUACAGAGCGAGAACCUACAGAGCAAGAACCUGAGCCCUGUGGGAGUGCCAGGGACGCCUGCCUUCCCGGAGCCUCUGAAGAAGGCGCAGGAGCUGAUGAAGACUUUUCUGAAAGAGGUCAAGAAAGUCUUGUUUAUCAGGAAAAUUGUUCUGAGUCCCAAGAAACAGGGGCACAAAACCACCUUUCCGAAACAGGCCUAGAUAUGGCUGAACCUGAGGUCCUCUCUUCUGAGACGUGCCAAGAGACAGUUGUACUUGAAGACUGUCCUUCCAGAAUGUUCCCAGAUGUUGCCGAACAUGAAACAUGCCAAGAAACACCUGUGCUUCAAGAGUGUCCUAGGAUGGGCCAAGAUAUGGCCGAACCUGAAGUCCUCUCUCCUGAGACGUGCCAAGAGACAGCUGUACUUGAAGACUGUCCUUCCAGAAUGUACCAAGAUAUUGCUGAACCUGAAAUGUGCCAAGAAAUAGCUGAGUUCCAAGAGCAUCCUCCUAGAAUGGACCAAGAUAUGGCCGUACCGGAAGACCUCUCUCCAAAAAUGUGCAAAGGGAGUGCUGUACCUGCAGCCCUUGCUUCUACAACAUCGGAGGAUACAGAUGACCUGGAAGGCUGCCCUCCUGGGCUAUACCCUGAACCAGAAGUGCCUGAAGAUGACCCUCUUGAAACAGACCAAAAACCAGCUGAGGAGUGGAAUUCUGAACUAGACAGAGGAACAGCUGAGAUGGAAAGUGUCUUUCUGAAAAUGCCAGAUACAGUUGUGCCCAAAGACCUGUCUACCAAAACAGACCAAGAAACAACUGAAUCUGAAUCCUUCUCCCACAAAACGUAUGAAGAAAUGACUGUACCUAAAUCCCCUUCUCCUAAAACCCUUCAAGAAACAGCUGAGACUCAAGAAUAUUCUCCUGAAAUAUACAAAGAGACUCCUGAGCUUGAAGACUAUUCUUCUGGCACAAACCAGGAGGAAAUUGAGCCUGACGAAUCUUUGUCUGAAGCAUACCGAGAAAUGCCUAGAUCUGAGGAAAAUUCACCUGAAAUAUAUCAAGAAACAUCUGAGCCGGAAGACCUCCGUACUAAGCCAUAUACAGAUAGAGAUGUGCCCAAAGAAUGCAUUCCAGAAGCAUAUGAAGAAACAGGCGUUCCUGCCGGCCAGAACCCCACGGUACACAUAGUACACCAGGAGGAGACUCAGGAUGCUUCUACUUUCCCUCAAGAGUGCACGCCGUACUGCAAGAAGCACGACUGCGCAGGCGCCUAG
Molecule: messenger RNA, 1563 nt
Organism: Elephantulus edwardii (Cape elephant shrew)
Lineage: Eukaryota; Metazoa; Chordata; Mammalia; Macroscelidea; Macroscelididae
Gene: HEMGN
Product: hemogen
Exons: 5
Coding region: 1-1563 (520 amino acids)
Biological process (GO): regulation of osteoblast differentiation; cell differentiation
Cellular component (GO): nucleoplasm
Source: RefSeq, a predicted model, not a curated record